CUUCGACUGACGGCGCCAAUGCAGCCCAGCUGAUCAACGACGCAACGCGGCAAUGGCCUCCUUCCCCAAUGUCUACACACACCGAAAGGUGGCUGAAGCAGCAUCAAAACGAUGUGAGAUCUGCUUCAAGCCCAGCACGAGCGUGCUGGUGACGCCCGACAAGCAGGACUUCUUCUUUGUUUGCCCAGGCCACCUCAAGGACCGUGGGUUCUGCACGCCCAUAGUUGACCAGGCCGCUAUCGAUGCCAAGAAGAAGAAGGACAUGGAGGCGGAGGUCGAGAAAGUGAAGAAGGAGUACGAGGAGCGACAGCGCAAGAAGAAGGAGGAGAGCGAGAAGUCCAAAGACAAGGAUAAGGACAAGGAUAAGGCAGGAGACGACAAGAAGGCCGAUGAGAAGAAGAGCGAUGAGUCUAAGGCUGACACCGACAAGAAGGCUGAGGAGGAGCCAACGGCGGAGGAAGAGCCUCGUGUCUUUGCCUUGCACAGGACCUUCCACCAGAACCGAGUAUACCAGAAACGGCAGGCCGAGAUGGCCAAACGGAACCGGGAACGGAUCCAGAACCCCAAUUUCUUCCCAUCUGUGCCCAAGGGGAAUCCUUGACAGUGCCUGGGGGGAACGGUAUGCCCUGAUCCUCCGGUUGGAGGCGAUCAGAGUCAUCUGUAAGCCAGAUGAGGAUAGCACUGAGUUGGCCAUGUGCACAUGCACUGCAUCGUGGAUCGUCCCCUGGGCAGACUUCCUGGGGCCAUGUCAGCAUCGCAAAAUAUGCCUCGGAAGGGCAACGGUCAGAGUCAUGAGUGGCGCUGAGGCGCCGGGUUGUGGGGACAGAGCUGCAUCACGCCGAUGAUAGAGGGAACCUCUCGGUAAUGAGAAGUAGUAUUGACAACAACGGCCGCGGAGUUCACGUCACGGUACUCUAGCUUCGCGUCGUCAUUUGUGCUGCCCCAAGUCACGCAAUACUUAGUUUUAUCUGCCGG
Molecule: messenger RNA, 975 nt
Organism: Diaporthe batatas
Lineage: Eukaryota; Fungi; Ascomycota; Sordariomycetes; Diaporthales; Diaporthaceae
Exons: 4
Coding region: 53-601 (182 amino acids)
Biological process (GO): vacuolar transport
Cellular component (GO): endosome
Source: RefSeq, a predicted model, not a curated record